AUGGCUGCAGCUCCACCAUCCGCUGAUCCCCUUGAUAAAGCAUUGAUUGUUGAUGUGGACCAAUGGAUCGAGCAGCUUUAUGAAUGUAAACCCCUCUCGGAAAAUCAAGUCAAAACAUUAUGCGAAAAGGCAAAAGAAAUCCUGGAGAAGGAACCAAAUGUGCAAGAAGUCCGGUGUCCUGUGACAGUAUGCGGAGAUGUGCAUGGGCAGUUCCACGAUUUGAUGGAACUGUUUAAAAUGGGUGGAAAGAGUCCUGAUACGAAUUAUCUGUUCAUGGGAGAUUACGUAGACAGAGGUUACUAUUCCGUAGAGACCGUCAGUCUCCUGGUCUGCUUGAAGAUCCGUUAUAAGGACCGUGUCACUCUUCUCCGAGGAAAUCACGAGUCUCGACAAAUCACUCAGGUCUACGGGUUCUACGACGAGUGUUUGAGAAAAUACGGAAACUCGAACGUGUGGAAGUAUUUCACAGAUCUUUUCGAUUGUUUCCCACUUACGGCUCUUGUCGACGGACAAAUUUUCUGUCUCCACGGAGGACUUUCUCCAUCUAUCGACACUCUCGAUCAUAUCAGAGCUUUGGACCGCAUCCAGGAGGUUCCACACGAAGGACCCAUGUGCGACCUUCUUUGGUCAGAUCCUGAUGACCGAGGAGGUUGGGGAAUUUCUCCACGUGGUGCUGGAUAUACAUUUGGGCAAGACAUUUCGGAGACAUUUAAUCAUUCAAACGGACUAACGCUGAUCUCUCGAGCUCAUCAACUUGGAUACAACUGGAGUCACGACCGUAAUGUCGUAACCGUUUUCUCUGCUCCAAACUAUUGCUACCGUUGUGGUAACCAGGCCGCAAUGGUUGAAUUGGAUGAUGAUCUGAAGUAUUCGUUCCUCCAAUUCGACCCAGCUCCACGGAGAGGCGAACCACAUGUUACACGCAGAACGCCUGACUACUUUUUGUAG
This is a messenger RNA of Caenorhabditis remanei, 948 nucleotides long. RefSeq lists its product as uncharacterized. Gene Ontology annotation, molecular function: protein serine/threonine phosphatase activity. The coding region runs from base 1 to 948 and encodes 315 amino acids. Gene Ontology annotation, cellular component: cytosol. Gene Ontology annotation, biological process: peptidyl-serine dephosphorylation; mitotic cell cycle. The record is from RefSeq and is a predicted model, not a curated record. Lineage: Eukaryota; Metazoa; Nematoda; Chromadorea; Rhabditida; Rhabditidae. The transcript is spliced from 6 exons.